CUCCGCUGCCCGGGGGCCCCCCCCGCGCCCCCAUGGACCCCGACCUGGACUACGAGCGGCCCAACGUCGAGACCAUCAAGUGCGUCGUGGUCGGGGACAACGCGGUGGGCAAGACGCGGCUGAUCUGCGCCCGCGCCUGCAACGCCACGCUGAGCCAGUACCGGCUGCUGGCCACGCACGUGCCCACCGUGUGGGCCAUCGACCAGUACCGCGUCUGCCAGGAGGUGCUGGAGCGCUCCCGGGAUGUGGUGGACGAGGUCAGCGUCUCCCUGCGCCUCUGGGACACCUUCGGGGACCACCACAAGGACCGGCGCUUCGCCUAUGGCAGGUCGGACGUGGUGGUGCUCUGCUUCUCGCUGGCCAACCCCAACUCGCUGCGGCACGUGAAGACCAUGUGGUACCCCGAAAUCAAGCACUUCUGCCCCCGCACCCCCAUCGUGCUCGUGGGCUGCCAGCUYGACCUGCGCUACGCYGACCUGGACGCYGUCAACCGCGCCCGCCGGCCGCUGGCCAAGCCCAUCAAACCCUCGGACAUCCUUCCRCCGGAGCGGGGGCACGAGGUGGCCCAGGAGCUGGGGGUGCCGUACUACGAGACCAGCGUGGUGGCCCAGUUCGGGGUCAAGGACGUGUUCGACAACGCCAUCCGCGCCGCGCUCGUGUCCCGCCGCCACCUGCAGUUCUGGAAGUCGCACCUGCGCAAGAUGCAGCGCCCGCUGCUGCAGGCGCCCUUCCUGCCCCCCAAGCCCCCUCCACCCCUCAUCCAGGUGCCCGACGCUCCCCCCGGCCUGGGGGGCGGCCCGGCCGCGCUGUUCCAGGCCCCGCUCUGCGCCGACGUCGUCUUCCAGCUGCAGGGCGGCCACCGCGUCUUCGCUCACCGCGUCUACCUGGCCACCGCCUGCUCCCGCUUCUACGACCUCUUCACGCUGGAGGAGCCGCCCGAGGGUGUCAGCGAGGGGGACAGCAGGGCCCGUGACCUGUCCUCGUGGGGCCGUGGCUUCCUGAGCCUGCGCUGGGAGCCGGUGGCCGACCCGGUGGCGGGSCGGGAGCGGCGGAUGGCGGUGGUGGCCAUGGACCGGGGCGUGCGGCCGGAGCCGCUGCGCGCCGUGCUGGAGUAUUUGUACACGGGCAAGCUGGAGCGGCCCCACGGCGACCUGCGCCAGGUGGGCGCCGUGGCCGAGCUGCUGGAGGUGUUCGACCUGCGCAUGAUGGUGGCCAACGAGCUCAACCAGGAGAGCUUCAUGAACCAGGAGAUCACCAAGGCCUUCCACGUGCGCCGCGCCAACCGCGUCAAGGAGUGCCUGGCCAAGGGCGUCUUUGCGGACGUGGUGUUCCGCGUGGAUGACGGCGCGGUGCCGGCGCACAAGCCGCUGCUCAUCGCCGGCUGCGACUGGAUGAGGGCCAUGUUCCGGGGAUUUCCCCUCCAUCCCCCAGAGCAAUACGCCGUGGAUGAGCUGCUCCGAGCCUUCAUGCAGCGCGUGGAGAUCGACGAGCAGGUCAUCAUCUACCUGGAGAUGACGCAGUUCCACAACGCCCGGCAGCUGGCGGCAUGGUGCCUGCACUACAUCUGCACCAACUACAACCGCGUGUGCCGCCGCUUCCCCCGCGAGAUGAAGUUCAUGUCCCCAGAGAACCAGGCGCACUUCGAGCGGCACCGCUGGCCCCCGGUGUGGUACCUGAAGGAGGAGGAUYUGUACCUGCGCUCCAAGAAGGAGCGGGAGCGCGAGGAGCAGCUGCAGCGCAAGCAGCACCCCCGCAGCAAGUGGUGCUUCUGGCGACCCUCGCCCCCCGUGUCCUGAGCUGGGGGGGGCAUUGAGGGGACCCCCGAGUGGGGAUGGGGGCCCUGUGCUGGGCUGAGGGGCUGGGGAGGGCUGGGGGUCCCUGUUUUGGGCAGGGGGUGUUGCCCCGGGAUCCCCAAGCUGGGCUCGGGGGUUCGGCUGGGCUGGGGGUCCCUGUGGUGAGUGAGGGGCUUGGGCCUGGGGCUUUCAUAAAGGGCUGGGGGGCUCGGCUGGGCUGAGGGCCCCUGUAUUGGGUGGGGGGGCUCGAGCCCAGGGCUCCCAUGAAGGGCUGGGGGGUCCCUGGGUUGGGUGGGGGGCUCAGGCUCAGCCCCAGGGGUCUCACACUGAACGGAGGGGUUGGACCCUGGGACCCCCACCCUGGGACCCCCCCCAACACUGAGCCAGGGGGCUUGGCCGGGGUGGGGGUCUCCYAAGGGCUUGUUUACCCCCCCACCCCGGCUGUUUACAGGCUCUGCCRGGUCGCAGCCCCCCUCCCGUCCCACCGUGCCUUUCCCCGGUGGGGGUGGGGUCGUGCGGAGCCCCCUCCCCCCGGCAGGGCCCCCCCACCCCGGCCAACGCUGGUGCUACCUCUGACCGAGCAGUAUUUGGGGCUGGGGGUGCGCAGGGAGUGGGGGCUCUGCCGCUCUCUUUUUCUUCUUUGGGGGGGUCCCCACCCCCGUAGGGCUCUCUGGUGCUGUAUUUUCUCCCCCCGUGGGGCGGGGGGGGGCCAAGCUGUGAGCAGGGUGGGAUGGGUGGGGGGUGGGCGCGGUGGGGGGAGGGGUCCCCGGGUGCUUGUGUGGCUGCGAGAGCCCCCCGGCUCAUCUCUGUGCCUUGGACGGGCCCCCCGGCCCCGGGCUGUGUCCCGGGGGGAUCAUUGUCCCUGUCCCGGGGGCGUGGCAUUGUCCCUGUCCCCGGGCUGUGUCCCCGCCCCCGGGCUGAACUGCACAACCGUUUUUACACUUUUUUACCCCAGGAGCACAGCGGCCUCCCCUGGGCCCCGGGGCCCCACCCGGCCCGGAGCGGGSCCCCCCCACCUCAGCAGCGGCUGUUUUAACCUUUAAUAAAGCUUUUUGUAACGGAGCCUGAUUCUGCUGAG
Malurus melanocephalus (red-backed fairy wren) is the source of this 2871-nucleotide messenger RNA. Its product is annotated as rho-related BTB domain-containing protein 1-like. Lineage: Eukaryota; Metazoa; Chordata; Aves; Passeriformes; Maluridae. The transcript has 8 exons. Bases 33 to 1796 code for a protein of 587 amino acids. Gene Ontology annotation, biological process: small GTPase-mediated signal transduction. Gene Ontology annotation, molecular function: GTPase activity; GTP binding; protein binding. The record is from RefSeq and is a predicted model, not a curated record.